UACAAGUCCAAGCAUCAGUUGGGAGAAACUGGGCUCUGAACACCAGGAUAACUGGAACAUUUCCACAUCCAAGGGACAAUCAAUGCUGACCAUUCCAAACAUCACUUCCAGAGAACAUGGCACCUAUGUAUGCAUUAUAGAAAAUGAAAUUAACAGAACAGAACUAUAUGGGUUUUUCACAGUGUUAUAUGGUCCCCAAAACAUGCAAUUGUAUCCCACUGAAUCAAAAGUAAAAGAGGGUGAUAUGCUGACUUUGUCAUGCAUGGGGGAGUCUAAUCCAAGUCCAAUAAUCAGCUGGAAGAAACUGGGUUCUGACCACCAGGAUAACUGGAAUAUUUCCACAUCCAAUGGACAAUCAGUGCUGUCCAUUCCAAACAUCACUUCCAGAGAAAGUGGCACCUAUGUAUGCAUUAUAGAAAAUGAAAUAAACAGAACAGAACUAAAUGGAUUAGUCACAGUGUUGUAUGGUCCCCAAAACAUGCAUUUGGAUCCCACUGAUUCAAAAGUAAAAGAGGGUGAUAUGCUGACUUUGUCAUGCAUGGGAGAAUCUAAUCCAAGUCCAAUCAUCAGCUGGAAGAAACUGGGUUCUGACCACCAGGAUAACUGGAAUAUUUCCACAUCCAAUGGACAAUCAGUGCUGUCCAUUCUAAACAUCACGUCCAGAGAACGUGGCACCUAUAUAUGCAUUAUAGAAAAUGAAAUAAACAGAACAGAACUAUAUGGAUUAGUCACAGUGUUAUAUGGUCCCCAAAACAUGCAUUUGGAUCCCACUGAAUCAAAAGUAAAAGAGGGUGAUAUGCUGACUUUGUCAUGCAUGGGAGAAUCUAAUCCAAGUCCAAUCAUCAGCUGGAAGAAACUGGGUUCUGACCACCAGGAAAACUGGAAUAUUUCCUCAUCCAAUGGACAAUCAGUGCUGUCCAUUCUAAACAUCACUUCCAGAGAAAGUGGCACCUAUAUAUGCAUUAUAGAAAAUGAAAUAAACAGAACAGAACUAUAUGGAUUAGUCACAGUGUUAUAUGGUCCCCAAAACAUGCAAUUGUAUCCCACUGAAUCAAAAGUAAAAGAGGGUGAUAUGCUGACUUUGUCAUGCAUGGGGGAGUCUAAUCCAAGUCCAGUCAUCAGCUGGAGGAAACUGGGUUCUGACCACCAGGAUAACUGGAAUAUUUCCACAGCCAAUGGACAAUCAGUGCUGUCCAUUCCAAACAUCACUUCCAGAGAAAGUGGCACCUAUAUAUGCAUUAUAGAAAAUGAAAUAAACAGAACAGAACUAUAUGGAUUAGUCACAGUGUUGUGUAAGUAA
Molecule: messenger RNA, 1300 nt
Organism: Protopterus annectens (West African lungfish)
Lineage: Eukaryota; Metazoa; Chordata; Ceratodontiformes; Protopteridae
Product: neuronal growth regulator 1-like
Exons: 5
Coding region: 83-1300 (405 amino acids)
Source: RefSeq, a predicted model, not a curated record